This is a messenger RNA of Labrus bergylta (ballan wrasse), 4307 nucleotides long. It is a transcript of the gene erap1b, whose product is annotated as endoplasmic reticulum aminopeptidase 1b. Lineage: Eukaryota; Metazoa; Chordata; Actinopteri; Labriformes; Labridae. Gene Ontology annotation, molecular function: peptide binding; metalloaminopeptidase activity; zinc ion binding. The record is from RefSeq and is a predicted model, not a curated record. Gene Ontology annotation, biological process: peptide catabolic process; proteolysis. Gene Ontology annotation, cellular component: cytoplasm.
AGUAGCUUUCUUUCUUUGAUGUCCUUUAGUAACCACUAAUGGAGAUUAAACAUUAAUGUGAAGAUGGAAAAUAUACCGGUCGUGCACUGCUUUUUAUAAUUCAUGUUUUUGUCGGUUGUCUGUAGGAGCUGUCGACAUGAAAACACAUCUUGGAAGCAUCUAAUGUUGAAUUUACCGUUUUUAUCCACACAGCUGUGAGAGAACCUCCUGCAUUCUCCAUCACCAUGUUUGUGGCUCCUCUCCUGCUGCUGCUCUCACUUCCCUUUCCCCCCUCAUCCGGUGCCCAGUUACCCAAUCAAAACCAAGCCAAGCAUGUCCCAGUGGCAACCAACGGACAGCCCUUCCCCUGGCACCACAUGAGACUCCCUAAAACUGUCUCCCCCCUCCACUAUGACCUCUCCGUCCACCCAAACCUCACCACUCUUGACUUUACAGGCAUUGUUCGAAUCCAGCUGAACGUGCUUGAAGACACCAGGACAAUCGUGCUCCAUGCCAAGAAGAUGCAAAUAUCCAACGUGCUGCUCCUUGCACCUGAAGGCGUGAGGCCUUUGCAGGUGUUGGAGUAUCCUCCUUUCCACCAGCUCGCCUUGCGGUCAGACUCUGUUCUGACCAGAGGGAGGAGGUAUGAAGUUCAGCUACAGUUUGCUGCAAACUUGUCUGACAGCUUCCAUGGUUUCUACAAGGGCAGCUACCGCACCAGCAGCGGGGAGGAUCGGGUUCUGGCGUCCACACAGUUUGAAGCCACCUUUGCCCGUGGAGCUUUCCCCUGUUUCGACGAGCCCGCCUUCAAAGCCAACUUCACCAUAAGGAUUAUACGAGAGCCACGCCACAUAGCUAUAUCCAACAUGCCCAAGGUGAAGACAGUGGAGUUGCCUGGUGGUUUGCUCGAGGAUCACUUUGACACAUCAGUUCAAAUGAGCACUUACCUGGUGGCCUACAUUGUGUCUGACUUCUCGUCUGUGAGCAGAACCACCCAGCACGGUGUCAAGAUUUCAGUCUACGCUGUAGCUGAGAAGAUUGACCAAACAGCCUUUGCUCUGGAUGCUGCCGUGAAGCUAUUGGACUUUUAUGAUGACUAUUUUGAUAUUCCUUACCCUCUUCCUAAACAGGACCUGGCUGCCAUCCCUGACUUUCAGUCGGGUGCAAUGGAGAACUGGGGUCUGACCACCUACAGAGAGACGGGCCUCCUCUUUGACCCCGACAGGUCCUCAGCUUCAGACAAACUGGGGAUCACCAAAGUUAUCGCUCAUGAGCUCGCACACCAGUGGUUUGGGAACCUGGUGACGAUGGAGUGGUGGAAUGACCUGUGGCUGAACGAGGGUUUUGCAAAGUUCAUGGAGUUUAUUUCUCUUGACAUCACCUACCCAGAGCUGCAAGUGGAUGACUUCUUCUUGGGGAAAUGUUUUGAGGCCAUGGAGGUAGACUCCCUCAGCUCCUCCCACCCAGUCUCUACCCACGUGGAAAACCCAACACAGAUCCAGGAGAUGUUUGACGAUGUGUCAUACGACAAGGGAGCCUGUAUUCUGAAUAUGCUGCGGGACUUCCUGACUCCUGAUGCUUUUGAGAUUGGCAUCAUCAGAUACCUGAAGCGCUACAGCUACCAAAACACCGUCAACAGCCACCUGUGGGAGAGCCUGACUGAUAUCUGCAACUCUGAUGAUCUGCAUGAAGGAGGAAAGAAACUCAAAGAAUUCUGCUCCAAACGUAACCAUUUGUCCGGAGCCUCUCAGAAAUGGUUCUCUGGUGACGAGCUGGAUGUCAGGGCCAUCAUGGACACCUGGACACUGCAGGAAGGUUUCCCACUGGUCACCGUGGAGGUCAAAGGUCGGGAGGUCAGGCUCAGUCAGGAGCGUUACCUGAAGACAGAUGACCCCUCCCUCACUGAAGGAUUCCUCUGGCAGAUCCCACUGACCUACAUGACCAGCGCCUCCAGCACUAUCCACCGCUUCCUGCUGAAGACAAAGACUGACGUCCUGUACCUGCCCGAGGAGGUGGAUUGGGUGAAGUUCAAUGUGGACAUGAGUGGAUACUACAUGGUCCAUUACACAGGCCAGGGAUGGAACUCCAUCAUCAAAGUGCUGCAACACAACCACACAGCACUGAGCAGCAAUGACCGUGCAAGCCUCAUCCACAAUGUCUUCCAGCUGGUCAGUAUCGGGAAGGUGAGGCUGGACACGGCUCUGGAGCUGUCUCUGUAUCUGUCCAGAGAGACUGAGAUCAUGGCUGUGACUCAGGGCUUUGGAGAACUCGUUCCUCUCUACAAACUGAUGGAGAAGAGAGACAUGGCUGCUCUGGAGAACCAGAUGAAGGGCUACAUUGUGGAUUUGUUCCACGGGCUGAUGGAUCGUCAGGAGUGGACUGACUCUGGUUCGGUGUCAGAGCGCAUGCUGAGGAGUUACCUGCUGUUGUUUGGCUGUGUCAGGAACUACGCCCCCUGUGUUAAGAAAGCCACCCAGCUCUUUAGCCAGUGGAAGGACUCGGAUGGCAAAAUGAGCCUCCCUGUCGACGUCACUAUGGCAGUGUUUAUGGUUGGAGUUCGAACACCAGAGGGGUGGGACUUCCUCUUUGAGAAGUACCGCAGUUCUCUGCAAAUGUCUGUAAGGAGCCGUAUGAAGUCUGCCAUGGCGUACAGUCCGCUGAAGGACAAGCUCCAGUGGAUGAUGGAGCAGAGCCUCCAAGGUGAGGUGAUGAAAACUCAGGACCUCCCAGAUGUGAUCGUCACUGUCAGCAAGAACCCUUAUGGCUACCAACUGGGCUGGGAAUUCCUGAAAGCCAACUGGCACACAAUGAUCAAGAAAUUUGACCUGGGCUCUAGCACCAUAUCAUACCUUGUGACUGGGGUGACAAACCAGUACUCCACCAGGGAGAAGUUAGAUGAGGUGAGGAGCUUCUUCGGCUCCCUGACUGAGGAGACGGGUUCAGAGAUGAGAUGUAUCCGGCAGACCUACGAGACCAUCGAGGAUAACAUCCGCUGGAUGGACACCAACGUCCCUCUACUUCAGGCCUGGCUGGACAAACGUGGCCACAGAGUCCUGCAUGAAGAUUUAUAGCCGUAUGUGGAACAGUCUAAAUUAAAGUCUAAAUUGGACAGUUGUGUUGUUAAAGGCACAAACCAGAAGAUAUUUGAAAGCUUGUUGGCAGAAUUAGGGCAUCUCAGACUUGAAGCCCAAAAACUGAUGACUUUAAGUAUGAGGACAAAAAUACUUUAUAUUUGAUUUUAGCACCAGCAACUCUGGAUUUCCCCAUAAAGAUAAUAGGAAACCAAAAAAAAGAAAUCAUUUUUAAACUCAUGCCACCUGGUAAAUGGGAAAUUGACUUUUUCUAGUAUUCUGACUACUCAAAGCUCUUUUACACCGCAGGUCACACAUACUCAAUCAAACCCAUUCACACACCUCAUUGCAUGUAAUAAAUCACCUUAUCCUGGACAGACCUGACUGACGAGUCACUAAAUACUUACUUGUGGCUUUGAAAGCAUUUUUUACCGGCAGAGAUUUUUUUUCCCAGGUUCAAGGGAUCUAAGUAAUUACAGAUUUCCUUAAAGAGAAUGAAGGUUUUCUUGGGAUUUUAGUUUUCUAAUGAAGGCACUCUGUGGUAGUCAUGACUCCUAAGGAUCAAGGGUGUCUCUGUGUUUGUUUAGUUUGUUGACGUGUGAUUUAAAAAAAAAAAAAAAAAAUGUGCCUAAGGAUGUACAAAUUUGAAUGAAAAGUUCCUUUUGUGAAUGUCUUUUUUUGUUGAUGUAAUCUUCAUUUGUGCAGCAGAAAGCAUCAUGAACAUUCUUCAAAUCUGUACUUAGUGUCGUACAAGAAGAAUUGUACAACAAAUGUUUCAUCUUCAAGAAAUAUUUUGGCACCAGACCACUCCAUCUAACAAAUGUGAAAAUCUAAACAACAUUAAAAAAAGUGUUCUCCUCUUUAGGAAGAAAACCAAAAAGCAGGCCUUCUGCCAUUCUUUGGUAAAAAAGGCUGUUAGAGCUUGUACUACCUAAAAGACGGUACAUCACAAUGACUCUUGUUUUGCACUGUUUGCUUUAGUUUGAAACACUGGUUAUAUAAGAAUGAAUUCUGAGACUACUGCUUCUUCUUGGUAGCAUUUCUUGAUUUUCUUAAAGAUGGCAAAAGCAAGUGCACUGAAUAACAUGUUAGUCUUAUUUAUCUGCUGCUGUAAACCCCCUCAUCUGUUUAGUAGAGGUUGGCGUUUUACAGCCAGAAUUAUUUUUUAUGAAUUAAAAACUGCACCAAUUCAGUCAUUUUUAAGUGAUGUUCAUGUGUAUUUCUUAUCUUUGUUGAUAAACCUGACGGUUACAGGUA